Messenger RNA from Closterium sp. Yama58-4, 2457 nucleotides. The record is from the annotation of a GenBank genome assembly. Lineage: Eukaryota; Viridiplantae; Streptophyta; Zygnematophyceae; Desmidiales; Closteriaceae.
AUGAUCCUUGGACUUCAUACCGCUGUGUAUGAUUUUAGCAGCAGCCUGAUGGACGAACAUAAUUCUCUGUGGGACGCGACGCAACCAUGGCAUUUCGAAGAGUCCACGUGGCAAUUGCCCGAUUCAUUUCCAUUGGCAGCAGAUUUACAUCAUCAUGCCGCCUUGGAUCCAAUCCCAACCCCGAUCGAUCCAAUCGCGCUGCGAGAUUUCUUGGACGAUGCAGCAGCUAGAGCAAGUGCAACAGCAGAUGCAGCAGCAGCAGCAGCAGCAGCAGCAGCAGCAGCAGCAGCAGCAGCAGCAGCAGCAGCAGCAGCAGCAGCAGGUGCAGCAGCAGCAGCAGCAGCAGCAGCAGCAGCAGCAGCAGCAGCAGCAGCAGCAGCAGCAGCAGCAGCAGCAGCAGCAGCAGCAGCAGCAGCAGCAGCAGCAGCAGCAGCAGCAGCAGCAGCAGCAGCAGCAGCAGCAGCAGCAGCAGCAGCAGCAGCAGCAGCAGCAGCAGCAGCAGCAGCAGCAGCAGCAGCAGCAGCAGCAGCAGCAGCAGGUGCAGCAAGGGGGAGGAGCUCUGGUGAGAGUGCUGGGCUCAUGCAAGUUGAUGGUAACGCGAUUCUUGACAGUAGGGCAGGAGGGAGGGAUUUGGCGUCUGAACUGGAUUCUAUGGUACCAGGGGAAGGCGCUCGAUUUGGGGUAGCCCCAGCAGCAACAGGCAGAGCAGCAGGGGACCCAUUCAAUACAAGCCCGUUCGAUACAAGCACACGUCGGCAGCAGCGCAUGCUGACAGAUGCGUAUACAGUCACGCCAGUGGGAGGCGCGCCAGGUGGCGCGUCGGCAUUGGAGCAGCGGCUGAGAGGGACCCUAAGAGCAGGACUGCUUCAGCAGCAGCAACAAAUCAACCAACUAAGAUCCAAUCAGCCGAACCAACCAAGCAGGAGUGUAAAUCCGAAUGUGAAUCAGCCAGGAGUGACUCACCUGAGGGCGAUCCAGCCGAAGCAGAAGCACCAACCGAGAGUGAUACAACCCAGAGUGAUGGAGCUGCAGCAGCAGAGGGUGGAGGCGGUGCCGAGGGCAGUGAGUGAGUUUGGUGACUCGGAGAGUGUGCGCGACCUGGCUAGUGCGCGGGUGUCAGACGAGGGUCUUCAGCAGGACCUGCUUCAGCUGGCUGAAGCUGUUGCUACAGGCGACCAGCCACGCAUGGUGUCUUUGACUCGUCGUCUGCGCCCACUCUCCUCCCCUUAUGGCACACCAAUGCAGCGCGUCUCACACUACCUCCUCACUGCCCUCGCAAAGAGAGCUGCUGGGGCCCUGGGUACCGACUACAUCGCCUAUUUGAGCCGCGCUCCCGAGGUGAGAUGGAUGGUGGUGUUGAUAGGGACAGCUUAUGCUGCUACUGCCUCUGUCUCCCACUACCGCUUGAGGCGCCUCAAAAGUCGCUUCUGUCUCCCACUACCUCUUGAAGCUGCUGGCGCCCUGGGAACCGAGUACAUUGCCUAUUCCAUCCCUCUCCAACCUUCUCCAUCCCUUUCCAUCCCUCUCGACCCCUCUCCAUCCCUCUCCACCACAGGAGGCGGCGUUGAUUCUGACCUUUGCAGUGCACUGUCCUGCAGAGCUAUUCACAUGCGCUCACCUCCUCUCCACUCUUUUCUCUCCCCUCUCCAUCGAUCCCCUUUCCUCUCCAUCCCUCUUCACCCCUAUCCACCGCAGGAGGAGGCGCUGAUUCUGGCCUUUGCAGCACACUGCCCCACACUGCAGUUCUGCUACUCCGCGCUGGCCUGUGCCAUGCUGCUUCCUGCGGCCUUCCUCCAGGCUGAGCUGGCACGGGCGGCGCAGGAGUGCGGCGUGAGCUUGUCCUUUUCCCGGGUCGAGGCGGCGCCGGAGACGCUGCGGGCGGCGGCGAUUGGAGUGGAGCGCGGGGAGUGUGUUCUAGUGAACGUGGCUGGGCGGCUGGCCUGUGUGGCAGACUCUACAGUUCUGAGACACAGCCCAAAGGAUACAGCAAUAAAGGCGAUCAUGCAGCUAGACCCCAAGGUGAUGACGCUAGUGGAAUGGGACUCCAAUCAGCAGCAGCCCUUCUUCCUGUCUCGCUUUCGAGAUGCCCUUCUCUUCUUCCACAACGUCUUCUCCUCUCACGACGCCCUCGCCUCGCGCUUCUCCUUCGGCCGCCGCGGAUUCGAGGAAUUCGUGCUCGCACGGGAAAUGGUGAACCUGGUAGCAUGCGAGGGCAUGCAGAGGUUGGUGAGAGCGGAGAGUUUGGAUCAGAUGCAUGUAAGGAUGGGGCGGUUGGGGGUGGCGGCACGGCCGUUCAGCAAGAGGAGCAUGUGGGGGUUGAGAGAGCUGAUCGCGCCGUACCCUAAAGGGUUUGGCGUGGAGAGGCAUGCCCAGGGUGGCGUGCGGCUGCUGUGGAAUGGCCUGUCAAUUCUUGGUGCCUCUGCUUGGACUCCAGGAGGGGGAUUAGGGAGGAGUUGA